Molecule: messenger RNA, 2634 nt
Organism: Saccostrea echinata
Lineage: Eukaryota; Metazoa; Mollusca; Bivalvia; Ostreida; Ostreidae
Product: receptor-type tyrosine-protein phosphatase kappa-like
Exons: 22
Coding region: 1-2634 (877 amino acids)
Biological process (GO): protein dephosphorylation
Molecular function (GO): protein tyrosine phosphatase activity
Source: RefSeq, a predicted model, not a curated record
AUGUUUGACGUCACUGCUGCAGCAGAAGUAUUGGGUGUUGGAAAAGUUGUAGCAUUAAUUGUAUGGAUGCAGAGUGUAACACCAGUGGAUAUUGCACUAAAUGUACUGAAAACAAGCUUUGGGGACCUACCUGUGACAACCAUUGUUCUAAAUAUUGCAAUAACAGAUCGUGUAUUCGCGACUCUGGAUUCUGUGAUCAAGGUUGUCCUGAGGGAUUCUGGGGCAGACAUUGCAACCAAUCCUGUAGUGAAAAUUGCAAUGAAGGCAGUUGUUCUCCUGAAAACGGCUUGUGAUUCUUACCAUUUCGGAGCACACUGUACUUCGGAAUGCAGCAACCACUGCAGGAAUGGUACCUGCUUUCAGAAUGGGACCUGUACUUUAGGUUGCAUUGGAAAACUAUACGGUGAUAAAUGUGAGAAGGAAUGUAGAAACUGCGCUUUUACAUGUGACAAGAUCAGCGGAGAAUGUGAUAAAGGAUGUGUUGAUGGAACAUAUGGUUCGUCCUGCAAUAUGAAAUGCAGCAGAGGCUGUGUCUCUGGCUGUGAUCAAUAUUCUGGUCAUUGUAACUGUAUGGAAGGUUGGCAAGGUGACAGUUGUGACAAUUCCCCUGUGGGAGAUUCCCGAACAUUUGAUACCUCAGAUAUGAAAACAUUUAUUGGUGCUGCUGUUGGGACACUUUUAUUUAUUCUACUGGCAGUGGUUUUCCUGUUGUUUGCUAUUAAGUUGAGAAGGAACAAGAAAUCAAGAUCUACGCCCAGUAUGGCCUAUGUUGUUUCGAAAAGGAAUUCAGAAGAUCAAACGAAGAUGUACACCGAAAUUGGGAGUGUUCCGGUCGAACUAGAAGACCCUGAAGAAGAACCACAAAUAGAGAAGCUGGAAGAUGCCGUAUACUACAAUAAUUUAACAGCCGCUAGAGAUAUUUUUGUUGCUGACCUUCUUAGUGUUAUCAAAAACAAGGAAGCUGACGAAAAUGAGGGUUUUACUGCAGAAUUCAAGUCCCUUCCAUAUGGAGAAAGAUUUGACUGCAAUAUAGCCAAAAUGGAAGAAAAUAUAGUUAAAAAUAGAUUUAAAACGACAUUUCCUUAUGAUCAUUCCAGGGUAAAACUGGCAGUUGAGAACGGCUUCACCUCGGAUUAUAUCAAUGCAAAUUACAUAGAGAAUAUGGAAGGGAGACGUGACUACAUUGCAUGUCAAGGACCAACAGCCAAUACUUUGAUAGAUCAUUGGAGGAUGAUUUGGCAAGAACAUAUCGAGUAUAUUGUCAUGUUGACUAAUCUUAUUGAAGGACCUAAGAAUAAAUGUCACCAGUAUUGGCCCGAUGAAAACGAAGAACUAGACUUAGAUCCAUUUUCUGUAGACCUAAUUCAGGAAAAGGUCUAUGCUUAUUUUGUGAUGAGAAUUAUGACACUGCGAAAACAGAAAGUCAGUGAGUCAAGGACUGUCGUGCAGUUCCAUUAUACUAGAUGGCCAGAUCACGGGACUCCCAAUCCACUGAAUCUUGUCGUCUUUCAUAGACACUUCCGACACAAAAUCAAACCAUCUAGGCAUCCUAUUCUCAUACAUUGCAGUGCUGGAAUAGGGAGAACAGGAACAUUUAUAGCCUUUGAUGUUUUGUCCAGGUAUGGCAAGGACAAUGGCAAAGUCAAUAUCAUAGAGUAUGUCAAGGCCAUGCGUAAAGACAGAAUGACAAUGAUACAGAACGUGGACCAGUACAUGUUUCUUUAUAAAGCAUUGUUUGAGUUCUUUAGAAGACAGAAUAAAUAUAUCAGAAGGGAAGAAUACCUUAAGUUCUAUUCGGAUUUGGGCAGACGAGAGACAAGGAAACAGAUCACAGACGAAUACAAUAAACUGAAAAUAGUAAAACCACAUUAUGAGGAUGAAGAUUUCGAAACAGGUAGACAACAUUUGAAACUGAAUAUGACAGAUUUUGUUCUACCAGUUGAGCAAUAUCUAGUACUUUUGACUUCCUACUGCCGGGGUCGUUCUUCCUAUUACAAUGCAGUGACACUGUCGUCUUUUACCCGGGCUGACGAAUUUAUUUCUGCCCAGCUUCCUGUGACUGGCGCAGCCAUUGAUCUAGCUCGUCUUCUUGUUGAUCAAGAAUCACACUUUCUAAUAUCUUUGAAUCCUUUGUCAGAUGUCAAUGAGAUGAAGAUUUGGGUUGAGGAGCAAGUCAAGCAUUUUAGACUGGAUCAAUAUGAGAUCACCAAACGUGCUCAAACAAGAUUGACAAAUGAAAUACGAAAAACAACUGUUGAAAUAAAAAGAAAGAAGGAUGGGUCACAUCAUUUACAUAUUCUUGAGUGCCUUGAUUGGAGCCAUGAUCGACUUCUUCCAGCUGACACAUCCAUUUUGAUAAAUUUAAUCAAGCAAUUCUGUUUUGACCGGAAAUCAGAAGUAGAGGGUCAUGUUACUGUCAUGUCGAUGGACGGAGCAGCAUGUUGUGGUCUAUUCAUCGCUGUAUAUAACGCAAUAGAACAGCUACAACAGGACAACGAAGUAGACAUCUGUACCAUUGUGCAGCAAUUGCAGUGUCGCAGACCGGAAAUGAUUUCAAACAAGGAAGAAUAUGAGUUCUGUUACAGAGCUAUACGUGAUUUUCUGAAUACAGACAGCGUUUAUGCUAAUGCUUAG